AGCGGUGGUCCUGGCGCGUCUAGCGGCCCGCAGCGGGCGCAGCAAGUGUAAACAAAAGGGCUAGUAAGGAGGGCAGCUCUCAGACAGUCUUAAGCACUCUAAAACGUUCUUCAUUGUCCUGUUGUUACAAGCUGAUGAUGUUUGGCAGCGGGGAGCAGCUGGGGGCGGCGUGAGGGUGAGCUGCCCCACCUCACCCGCCAUACUCUGCUCCAGUACCACCAAGCAAAGUAAGACAUUAGUGAGUCAUGGAUCCACUUCUAAUGGAGUGUGAGGACUCGGGCAUCAAGGUGGAAGUGAAGGAGGAGCCAGAAUAUAUAUACGUCGAUGAAUCGGCAUGUCGGGUAAAACUGGAAGAGAAAGAUGACGAGAUUACAUUGCCAAAAGAAGAAAGUGAGAAGAUUGUAGCAGAUAUUGGCCUGUAUAGCAGUCAGCCAACAAGUUUACGGAUUUUAUCUACACGUCGCCGAGGCCGUAGACACAAGAUUCAUCAGAUUAGGUCUCCAGAAUCAAAUACUAUUGGGGCAAUUAGAAAGAUUCUUCCUAGACCACAGAUACAAGUUUCAAACUUAAAUGUUACCAGUGCUCCCCUAGCCAUCUCUCACUGCCAGCCCACUUCCCUAGGUCCUCCAAAACAGAUGCCAGAACUAGUGCCAGAACAACAGCCAUCUGGCACUCAAAGCAUUUCCCUUAAAACUGCUCCGCUACCGCAAGUAACAACCAACGUUGCCAGCAUAGGGCGUAAACUUUUACCCAGAUCACACAAUCCGACUUCUAUAGUCCAAGUUCAGCAGGCAGCAUCCUUACAACAACUGCAUUCUGUUAAUACAUCCACUGCACAACAAACUAUUCCUCUUAAUCAAAUUCACUCUAUUAGUCCAACAAAUAAUUGCAAUAUUAUGCCAAUUCGCCAUUUGCAGUCUAUGCCAAAUACAAACCAUGCUAAUAAUGUUCCACAGCUUAAAGCUGCAAUAUCAGGUCAUAGUCAGAAAGCAAUUGCUAUUGCUCCUCAAAAGUCAACUGUUGCUACUGUUGUUAAGAACCCAAUUUCUGUACCUGUACCACAACUGAAAUUGGCUCCUGGUGUCACUUCUCGGGUUAUCUCCACUCGGGUUAUCUCUAGCUCUUCAGAUAGUACCAAAAAGUGUGGACAAGUUCAGCAAACACAGUUGGCCAGUUCAUGUCAUGGACGUAAGCUUCUGCCACGCCCACAGCAGCAGCCAGCAAUUAGACUACCUGGAAUGGUUAUCCAUCCUCAACAACAAUCUGUGUCCCUGCAACACCUGCAGAAAAUCACCCCCGUCAGCAUGCAUCAGACUGUGCCGCUCCAGCAAAUGCAGUCUAUCCCAGCUUCUAGCCCACAGCAUCCAGUGAAUGUUCAUCAGAUGCAGAAUGUUUGCUCAGUGUCUACACAACAGAAUAUUUCAAUUCAACAGAUUCAGUCUCUAAGUACAGUAAAUGCUCAGCAAAAUGUGGCACUUCAUCCUUUGCAAAAUGUUCCUUCAGUUACUACACAGUCAGUGCCCCUCCAGCCAUUACAAGCCAUACCAUCCAUUAGCUCUCAACACCUGCCUGUACAAAAAUUUCAAACUAUGCCAAGUGGAAACUUACACCAGACCAUGCCUAUACAACAGAUACGUGCUGCACCAUCACGAAAUUCAAAAGUUGUCCCAGUGCAACAAGUAUCAACCAUACCACCUGGAAAUUCACAAGCUAUUCCCAUGCAACAAGUAUCAACCAUACCACCUGGAAAUUCACAAGCUAUUCCCAUGCAACAAGUAUCAACCAUACCACCUGGAAAUUCACAAGCUAUUUCUGUACAACAAGUAUCAACCAUACCAUCUGGAAAUUCACAAGCUAUUCCCAUGCAACAAGUAUCAACCAUACCACCUGAGAAUUCACAAGCUAUUCCCAUGCAACAAGUAUCAUCCAUACCAUCUGGAAAUUCACAAGCUAUCCCAGCGCAACCAGUAUCAACCAUACCAUCUGGAAAUUCACAAGCUAUCCCAAUGCAACAAAUAUCGACCAUACCAUCUGGAAAUUCACAAGCUAUCCAGCUACACCAAGAACCUGCAGUGUCUUCUGGAAUACCACAACAGCAAAUGCCUCUACAACACUUGCAUUCUGGAAGUUCUCAGCAAAGUAUCAAUCUACAAAAUUUACAAAUCAUAACAACCAGAAGUUCACCACUAACUAUACCAGUGCAGCAAGUGCAACAAGUUACCUCAGGGAAUGCAAACCAAAUUAUGCCUGUACAACAACUCCAAGCGAUUCCUUCAGCAAAUAACUACCAGGCUACACCCUUCCAACAAGUGCAAUCCAACACUACAGCAAGCACAGAGCAAGCAAUGUCUCUUCAACAGUUCCACACAAUGAUUCCAACCAGUCAACAGCAAACAAUGCCUCUUCAGCAGAUGCAGAUUAUCCAGUCUACUUGCCCACAACAAGGUAUAUCACUUCAGCAGCUGCAGUCCAUGACGCCUGCUACACAAUCAGUUUUUCCCCUUCAGCAGUACAGCAACAGCAACUUAUCUGUGCCUCUUCAACAAAUGCAGACCCUCCCACAUGCCGGUAAUCAACAAACUUUGCCAUUGCAUCAAUUAAAUUCGGUUAAUCCUGACAUUUCACAGCAUUCUUUGCCUCUUCAGCAGCUCCAAUCAGUGCCUCAGUCAAAGGGAGACCAGAAAGUCUCUAUCCAACAGCUGCAGUCAGUGAGCCAUGGUAAUACACAAACCAACCUUACACUGCAACAAAUGCAAACGUCUUUGCCUUCUUCUAGCUCAAAUCAAGCACCUCUCCAGUAUAUUCAGUCUGUUACUUCAACUGCCAGCCAAGACCUGCCCAUUCACCAGCAGGUACAAUCCAUUAAUAAUGAUAGUAGUUCAAAUAUGUCUAAUGGUAUAGAAUUUCAGUCCAUUGCUUCUUCCAGUCAGGACCAAACUACACCUCAUCUUCAACAGCAGAUGCAGCCUCCAGCUCCAAAUGAAGUGCAUCAUGUUGCACCAGGUAAAACUUCAGUGAAAAUACCAAUAAAGUCUAUCAGGACCAGUACCAUCUUGGGAAAAAAGAAAUUGAAAAGAUUAUGCCAGAAUUUUGCACCUCGUUCUAUCAACGAGAUUAGACCUAUUAAAAAGGUGGGUUCUGUAACUCCAUAUGCUGUUGCACAUAAUAUAAAAAUUCAUAAGAAAAUCUUUAUUCCAAGAAUAAAUGAUAAAGUAGUUCCUCUUCUUCCUCGGCCUGCUGCUGCGCCGAGACCUGGCCGCAGAAUAUUGCCUCGUCCGGAAGUACCAACUACGUCUAACUGUAACACGCUUGCCAUCAGAUUGAAAAAUGUGCAACCUGCAACAUCUACAACUAACUGUAAGAUCUUACCAAAACCAAAUUUACCUGUGUUAGUUCCAGGGCAGAAUUGUAUGUCAAUACCUGAACUUGAAUCAACAACAGCAAGUCUUACCCACAAAACUAUUCUUGUUCAACGACUGCAAUCAUCUUCACAUCAAGCAGCUGCAACUGACAUUAAUAGUAAAGACAUAGCUUUAACAAUAUCAGAAUCAUCUAUUAAUGCUGAUUGUAAUUCUUUUCCCAGUGAUAAAAUAUCUCAUACUGAGGGUACUACUGAUGUUACUCAGGUGUCAGGACAGUUGUUAACCUCUCCUAAACAAUCGCCUCCACCAAGUCCUAAAGUAGAAACUUUUUAUGAUGUAGAAGUUACGGAUACUUUUUAUGAGCCUUCAUUGCCUUCGGAGACAGGAUCUCCAACUCCAGAUACUAAUCGUGAGUUCUCCCCCGUUCUUGAUCAAGAAUCAAUGUUGUCAAAUACAGUUGGUGAACGUGUUGCAUUGCCCCAAGAAGAGUCUGUAGCCACUGAUGACUGUAUUGAAGAUACAUCCCAUUUACAGCUUGAGGAAGAUAUUCCAAGAGCCAUGUCCAUCUCUCGGCAAGCUACAGAUCCAUAUAGUGCUGAAUGUACUCAACAGAAUUAUUUUCAGUCAUCUUGUAUUUCAAAUGAUCCUAGUGUUGACACACAGGAACAGUGUGAUGCCUUCCAAUUUAAAUCUGAAGAGUAUUUGCCCUCUACAGCUGAACAAAUUAAGCCUGAUAUUACUCAUCAUUCUGUGCAGACUAAUCAAUCCAAUUGCUUUACUGUCUCUACUGCAGGUCACAACAAACCCCAAGAGCAUGUUUUGCUUGAUAGUGAUGUUUCUUCAUCUGUUCCUGAAGAGGAUGGUAAUAUAUCUGAAACUGAAUCUGAAUGUGUUUUGCAAGAAAGGCACAAUAAUUCGAUACUUGCCUCAACAUAUACUGCUCAUCUUGGAGACAAACCUUCUGAAACACCUGAUGUUGAACAGCAUCUUGAUCCACCAGACAUUGCCAGUGAUUCUGUUCAAUUGAUACAGCAAGACUGCCUCAUCUCAGAUGUAUCAAGCGAGUUUAAUCCCUCCCAUUCUGGGCAUUAUUAUUCUGCUAAUUAUGCAUUAUCUUCCUCACAACCAUUGUACAGUACUGCAGCAAAUGGAACUGAAUCUCUUUCUACCCAUUCUCAAGCUCAUUCUAUCCCUUGCAUCAUGGAUAAAUCACAGACUUCCUCUCAGCAUGGAUACCCGUUCCUUGAAUCGUCUAAUAUUUGUGUCCCUACUCAGCCAGUGUCAUAUAUUUUAUAUUUAAAUACAAAUACUCCAGUGACUUACACCAGUGCUGCGGAGGUCAAACCUUAUCAUCAAGUAGAAUGUGCAUCUAAUAGCACCACUGGAAACACAGUGCCUAGUCAUGAAUUAAAGCAUUCUGCUACUUGUUCAACAGAAUUGUCUUACCCCACACAAGAUGAAUUAUCUAGCACUAGAAAUUUAUCCCUUGUGCAGGAGCAAUGCUCUUCCUUAGGCUCUGCUGAUCUUUCUGUACCAGUCUCUCAUCUUCAGGUUUUAUCAUCUUCUGAUCAAAAUAACUUGCCAUUUCAACGUAUUACUUCCGCCACAUAUAGUACAACAUGCAGCUAUAACCCAGCACCAGAAACUGGCAUCAGUAGUGAUAAUUAUUGGAGCAAUGCUAGCAGUCCAAAGGUCAUGGAAGAAAUGAACUUCAGUCACCCUCAAAAUGAAAACAAUGAAGAGGCUCGGAAUGUUUCAAUGAGUGACCAGCAACAGGAUGCACAAGUUAGUCCAGACAAAUGUAAGCCGCUGGGAAGUGAAGUAUUAGAAGAGGCAGAAUGUGAAGAGGAUUUGUUUGAUUCUCAGUGUUUACACCCAGGGAGUGAUCCCAACUCUCUCUUGUGUCUUAAAAAGUAUUAUAUCCAAAAGAGAAGAAGAGAAUUGGUGAAAAUAAGUAAGCUGAAAGCCAUGGUGAUAUCACAGAAAAAUACAAUUCAAGCUUUAUGGAAAAAAUUAAGUUUUGAGAAAAAGAGAAAUGCAAAGUUAUAUGAGGAACUUUCAGUAAGUAGAGGCAUUGAAAUGGGCAACUUAGAUAAUUUUGAAGUCUCCAAAUAUAAUAAUGGGGAAGAAAAAAGGCAAAUCAAAAGUAGUAGUAAGGUUAGUGUUACUUCGUCCCUCAGUAAUAAGGCGAGUUAUGCAACCAAGAUUGAAAGAUUAAGACAAAGAACAACUGAUUCUGAUAUUAAUUUUGCGACAGCACAUAGUAGUACUAGCUCCUGUGCCUCAAAAGGUGAACUUCAGUGUCUUAUUCAUAGAUUCAUGAUGCGUGAUGAUGUGUCCCAAGGAAACAAGAAGAACCCUUUACGCUACAGACGGCAUUAUCUCUCGGUGCUUCAUAAACGUUUCAUUGCUGAUUGUUGUAAACAGUGUUCAUUCAAUGUAUUCUGUAGUUACAUUCCACAUACUGUAUUAAAGUGCAAGGCAGAAGAAUUUGAUGUGUGUGUGUGCAUGACUUGUCAGAACCCUGAAUUAAAAAUAGAGAGCAUGGUGAGGAGAAGAUUUUUAAGUAUCACCACAGACAUUGAAGAAAUACUUCUAGAUAAAAAGGCAUUUGACUUGUUAAUCAUGAACUUAAAAUCCUUAAAGUCACGCCAUGCUUUUUUAAAUUAUUCGGCGUGGGCUAUGACUGCCUCUAUAAGCAGCCCAUCUGUUCCUCAGAAAAGAACAGCUACAAAGCCCCUGGUUCAAGUUACAGCAUUGUUGGAAAAAGAGUUACAUACCCUUAGGGAUCACAUAAAGUAUAUAAUUCAGCAGUACGAGGAUGUCUACGAAGCCAAAUGUGAUGCAAAAUCAUCACCGUACCAUGCAGUUAUUCAGACUGACUGGGCUCCUCUGAUCAUUUUGCAUUCUGUUAGUGACAGUGGCAUACCAGAGCCUCAGAGAGUUAUUAGCCUCCAAUGUGGGUAUAUGUGGUCAAUGGCAGAAUCAACUGGAUUUGUGGCACUGUCUGACUCUAGAGAAAGAACAUCUGCAGCAGUCUGUGCAAGUCUGAAUAAGGUUCUUGCCAAAUUAAUAAAUAAUGGAGUAAAAGCCAUAACAUUUAUUGUUGACCCACAACUGCAUAUUUCUGGAGUUUUUGAGUUUGCACGAAAACAUGAAAUUAAGGUUAAAUUUAUUUUUUUGGAACCAGGACAUGAUAGUGGAGUGGCCGUAGUAGUGGGCAACAGUAUCACGCAGCUUAUAUGUGACACCAUUAAUGCUAAUGGAAGUAGUGUUAUUCGAACAGCAAGUGAUGUUUUCAGUCUUAUACGUUCUCAUUCAAGUAAUCUUGUGUACUUUUAUACCAUUGAGGAGAUUUCCCAGCAAAAAGAACUGCUAAACUUGGACAAAAUUUCUAAAAGCAGUAAUAUGCUUAUAAAGCCAAAGAUUUUAGUACCACAUUAGUUUCAGAACUUGAAGGAAAGAUAUUGUUCUUUAUUUUGUCCAUAGUAUCUUAUUCAAUAAAGGUGUGAAAAUGU
Molecule: messenger RNA, 6880 nt
Organism: Procambarus clarkii (red swamp crayfish)
Lineage: Eukaryota; Metazoa; Arthropoda; Malacostraca; Decapoda; Cambaridae
Product: mucin-4
Source: RefSeq, a predicted model, not a curated record